Molecule: messenger RNA, 833 nt
Organism: Saccostrea cuccullata (small rock oyster)
Lineage: Eukaryota; Metazoa; Mollusca; Bivalvia; Ostreida; Ostreidae
Exons: 3
Coding region: 33-353 (106 amino acids)
Source: RefSeq, a predicted model, not a curated record
CUACAAAUAUUCCCAUCGGAGUUGCAAUAGCGAUGGGAAUUUCAAUUGGCAUUCUUAUUGGCGUAUUAAUUAGUGUGGCAGUGUUUGAAUUCAUUAAAAGAAGGAUUUGGUUUGAGUCCAGUAGAAGGGCAGCAGAUGGUCUGAGUUAUGCCGAAUAUGAAAAUGAAGCAAUUUCUGAGGACGACAUCGAUAAUAAAGCCAAAGAGGAUUACCAAACUCUGAUAGAACAGCAUCACAAAUCUACUCAACUUAUACAAACCACAGGCGAACCUUUUAAGUUUGAAGAAAAACAGCGAGGGAGAUACAAGAAAAGUGAUCGCGAUACGUACAUAUCUAUUGAUGAAGCAGACUGAAUCGGCAAAAAAGACAAAAAUUCUAUGUAUACAGACAAACAAGACGAAGAAAAACCCGAAACUAUUUGCUAUUCUGACAAUGCUGUAAAAAGAAACAAGAAUCGUGAUACAUAUCUUUCUCCUGCUGAAGUAACACACGACGGCAAAAAAAAAUCAUGCUUUCAGUCACACAUGCGCACAGGAAGUAGGAUAUGGGAAAUACCAUCGUGACACAUACCUGUCUAUCGGGGAAGCAACUCAAGACACUAAGAAAGACAACAUAUUAGUAUACCCCGCCAAACAGGGAGAUGAAUACAGGAGAAGUGAUACCUAUCUAGCUCUUGACGAAGCAACAAAAGACGAUUUCAGUCCUUCGACAGUCGAUCAUUACAUGUUUUUUGCAGGCAACACGGUUAGUCAUUUGGACGUGUAAGAAGAAUACUUUGAAGUCGUUUUAUUUUGUGGAUCAAUAUUCAAGGAUUAGAAAAUUUUUAAUGAUUG